Anarrhichthys ocellatus (wolf-eel) is the source of this 1670-nucleotide messenger RNA. RefSeq names its product histone-lysine N-methyltransferase 2D-like. NCBI's taxonomy places the organism in Eukaryota, Metazoa, Chordata, Actinopteri, Perciformes, Anarhichadidae. The transcript is spliced from 6 exons. The annotation marks the transcript as partial. Gene Ontology annotation, cellular component: MLL3/4 complex. Gene Ontology annotation, molecular function: transcription coactivator activity; histone H3K4 methyltransferase activity. Gene Ontology annotation, biological process: positive regulation of transcription by RNA polymerase II. The record is from RefSeq and is a predicted model, not a curated record.
UCCUGGUGAUGUUCUCCCGCAGUCUGAUCAGAUCUAUUGAUUACCAUGUCACUGUGUGUGUUUCAGAGUCUUCCUCAGAGUUUGUGGAGCAGCUGGGACCCGUUGGCCUCCCACAUGACAUCAACGUCCAAUCACUGUUCGACCCCACAGGUCAGUGCUGUGCUCACCUGCAGUGUGCCGCCUGGUCAGAGGGGGUGUGUCGAGGCGAGGGCCAAUCGCUGCUCUACGUGGACAAAGCCAUCGACUCGGGGAGCACACAGGUGUGUAUGUUCUGCCGUCGGCUCGGAGCGUCGCUGCGUUGCCAGGAGACAAGCUGUGGGCGGAACUUCCACUUCCCCUGUGCUGCUGCUGCUGGAGUUCAUCACGACUGGACCCACAGACACACACUGUGUAAAAGACACACACACUCAGUGACAUCACAGUGUGUGUUGUGUUCGAGUGGUGAUGACAUCAGCGGUCUGUUGAUGUGUUGUUGCUGUGGGAACUGUUACCAUGGCAGCUGCCUGGACCCUCCUCUGGCCCCUUCCCCCCUAUGCCGGGCCGGCUGGCAGUGUCCUCAGUGUCGAGUGUGUCAGAGCUGCAGGGUGCGAGGGGAUGACAGUGUGUUGCUGGUGUGUGAGCGCUGUGAUAAAGUCUACCACACACACUGUCUCACACCUCCUCUGGAUCUCACUCGGAGCCCUGGCUGGAGAUGCAAGAACUGCAGAAUCUGCCGUCUCUGUGGUGUGAGGUCAUCAGGCCAGUGGGCCAAUCACCCGUUUCUGUGUGAGUCAUGUGACCUGGCCCUGCCCUGCCCAUUCUGUGACCACGCCCCCGACCUCUGCACACCACAGGACUAUGUGACCUGUUCCUGCUGCUACAGGUGUGUCCAUACAGAGUGCAUCGUCCAGGCUGGGGAGGGCAGGGCGCAGUCUGAAGAUUACAUCUGCACCGCCUGCAGGCCUCAAGAAGAAGCACCAAACCCACACCCUCUAGUCCCAUUCAGUCCCACUCUGGCCCCGCCCCUCAGUCCCACAGAGGCAUUACCUAUUAAUAUUACCCAGCCACCAAUUCCAACUCACACAGAAGCUCUGCCCAUCAGUCUUACCGCUCAUAACCCAGUCCAGCUCAUGAGCUUAGACCCACCACAGAGUCCUACCAAAAUCCUUUGUACACCAUCGCAGCAAAGUCUUACACCAUCCCACCCUGAACCCACAGAGCUCCAACAUAGUCUUACACCAUCCCACCCUGAACCCACAGAGCUCCAACAGAGUCCAGCACCAUCUCCCUCUGAACCCACAGAGCUCCAAGAGAGUCCUGCGCCAUCUCCCGCUGAGCCCACAGAGCUCCAACAGAGUCCUGCGCCAUCUCCCUCUGAGCCCACAGAGCUCCAACAGAGUUCUGCACCAUCUCCCUCUGAACCCACAGAGCUCCAACAGAGUCCUGCACCAUCCCACCCUGAACCCACAGAGCUCCAACAGAGUCCUGCAUCAUCUCCCUCUGGACUCGCAGAGCUCCACCAGAGUCCGGCACCGUCUCCCCCUGGACUCGCAGAGCUCCACCAGAGUCCGGCACCGUCUCCCCCUGGACUCGCAGAGCUCCACCAGAGUCCGGCACCGUCUCCCCCUGGACUCGCAGAGCUCCACCAGAGUCCGGCACCGUCUCCCCCUGGACUCGCAGAGCUCCACCGG